AUGGCAGGUCAUCAAUUUCCUCAGAUCACGAGCCAGGACGGAUCGUCGCUUCAUGCUGGCGAUCGGUAUAGUAAUAUCACUAGCCAUGGUCCUCUACUGAUGUUCGGUAACAAUGCUGUAGACACGAAAUCAUUACUGGACCAGCUCCAGCAAGUGUUCGUGCAAAACUAUCAACCACACGAAGCAGAUGUGCUAGGGAGCAAGAUAGAGGAGAUCAAUAGGCGUAUCCAAGAUCUCGAGAGUUCUCGACCAACACAAGAGAUUAUUGCAGUCAAACCUACAGCCAGCGCUAGUGAUGUGACGAACAAGCAAGGAAUUGCUGCUUAUGAGACUGAUGAUUCGAUCGUGAAGUUCAAGGUGCAGUUCGUUGUGCGUGUCGAAGUCGCUCUUGUGAAGUCCCUUAUAACACUGUACGAUCGAGAAGUUCGCUUCAUCAUCGACCUAAACUCAUCGCACAGAGGUUUGAUACACACAAUUCACAUCAAGUGCAACGGAGGUACCGGCAACUACGAUGCCAUCUUUCCAAUUCGCUGGUCGAAGUGGAAAGGCAAUUACGGUCUGGUAAUGAGGUUUUGCGUCUACUUGAAAAGAGGCUGGACUUUUGUCGACGAGGAAGAAUUUCAUUAUGGUCCUGUUGAAGGCACUAGUAGUCUCCAGGGAAGCAGGAGCGACAAGGGCCACUAUUGCGUUGCCAAAUUCGGCAAUCAGUCAGAUGACAACCUCGACCUCGUGACAGCGAACAAUGUACAUCAAAUCGAAAGAUUGGUCCGGAAGUGCUACAGUACAUGCUGUGCGGCGGAUGUAUAUUAUGAGUGA
Lithohypha guttulata is the source of this 816-nucleotide messenger RNA. RefSeq lists its product as uncharacterized. NCBI's taxonomy places the organism in Eukaryota, Fungi, Ascomycota, Eurotiomycetes, Chaetothyriales, Trichomeriaceae. The transcript has 2 exons. The coding region runs from base 1 to 816 and encodes 271 amino acids. The record is from RefSeq and is a predicted model, not a curated record.